Messenger RNA from Drosophila busckii, 4892 nucleotides. It is a transcript of the gene tinc, whose product is annotated as protein tincar. Lineage: Eukaryota; Metazoa; Arthropoda; Insecta; Diptera; Drosophilidae. The record is from RefSeq and is a predicted model, not a curated record. The coding region runs from base 436 to 4752 and encodes 1438 amino acids. The transcript has 9 exons.
GCUGAAAGUGUUAAUAACUCACCAAAGCGUUGACUAAUUGGAAUACACAGCGACAGCAUUUUGUAGCAGCAGCGCGCGUGACUGCAAAUGUAUGAGACGACGCCAUAUAAAUUGCCAUUGCUCUAGUGUUGGCAACAAUGAUUUGGCAGACAAACAUUGUUCGGCGCUAUAAUGAUGCAUAUCAGUCAACAAACAAUAUCAGCUGCAGCAAAAUCAAUAGCAUUGAUAAUAAUAAUAACAAAAACAAUGAGCAACACCUAAACAAAUAGAAAAUCAAGCGAACGAGCAAAUCAAUACAAAUAGCUGCUGUGGCGAAAAUUUACUGUCAACAUUUUGUAUAAACAAAAGCGCGAGAAGCGACAAAUAAAGGCGUUCGAGACAAACAAACAAUCGACACACACACACACAUAGACAGUCACACCCACAGCAUUUCAAAUGGGUGGCAAGAGUGUGGGCGCCAGCGCUGCUGGCAGCCUCAAUUCCAGUAUCUGCAACUCGGUGGCAACUACAACAACAGCAGCCACGGCCAACAAUAGUUUGAGCCAACAGCAGCAGCAAUUGCAAGCCAAGUAUAUUAAAUCGAAACGUCAUCAAAGUCGCUAUAGCAACUUGCAACACUCGGGCCACGAUUCCAGCAGCUAUCUCCAUUUGAAUUCACUCUGGUCCAUUUGGUAUGGCGUACUCUUGACACUCUUUCAAGGAUAUUUGGCUAUGCAUGGCGCCUACAGGUUCUUGGGCUGUUCACUCAUUCCAUGGAAAAUUGAGCCCGUUGCCGAACUAAAUCUACAAAUUGUGCUAUCCGGUGUGGUUUUCAUUUUGCUACCUGUGUUCUUUACCUCGGCGGUGUUUAAGGUUGGCAAUUUGGCUAACGAUGGCAUCAAGCUGGCCACUGGAGCCAGAGAGCGUCGCUGCACGCUGGCACCACAGGAUGGCUUGGAGGAGGAGUCACGUGGUGGCACAUUGCGUGCUCUAUGGACACAUGGCGGACCGACGGCGGCAUUUGUGCACAUACUCAUAGCUCUGUGUUUGCUGUUGCCGCGACUGUUGCUGGAGGCGCGCAUCAUUGAGAACGGACUGCUGCCGAAAGAGCAAGUGUGGGCCACCGAAUUGGAUUUUGUUGUCAUCAAUAGACGCAAUUUGAUGGCGUUGUCGGUGGUCGAUUCAAUGCCGCCGUCAGCAACACAACGCAAGCAGCAAGACGAGCAGCGUUUGCUUAACAUGACCACAAACAGUUUGGAGCGUGAGGAUGAGGGCGAGGACUACUACAACGAUACGAUGUUUACACCCAUGCGAGGCGCUGGCGCUGCUGCUGGUAUGGGGGCCAUCAAUAAUAAUUUGUUUGAGCUGAUGCGUGAUAAGCAAGGCAGCAAUGGCCGUAAAGCGGCCAAGACAACAGCAACAACAACGAGCCAGCCAAGUUAUUUUCAAGUGCCCGAUUUAAUUAAUCGCGAGGACGCAGUUGAGCAAAAGGGUGAGGAGCUGCUUGAGCGUGAGAGUGUUGGGGAGGAGGGUGCUAUUAUUUUGCCCGACUUUGAUGUUAGCAAUGAGUUUGUGUAUGCAACAACAACAAAGAGUCGCGAUAACUGGCAACAGCUGGGCACAUUGGACAAAGCAAGCAGCAAGGAUACAACAAGCACCACAACAACAGCAGCAGCAACCAGCAGCAGCAGCACCACAACAACUAGAGCAACAACAACUACAACUACAACAACGACAACGACUACGGAAGCAGCUGCCAGCAGCACAACCGCAGCUCCUAUCGUCAAGCAGCAGCAACAUCAUCACCACAAGUCGCACAAAAAGCAUCACAAGCAGCAUCACAAGCAACGACAACAACAGCAGCAGCAACAACAACAGCGACGCCAUCAUGUUGCCUCGCAUGAACAGGCGCUGCUUGAGCAAUACAAUCAGCAGCAAGAGACAACCACGCGGGACAGCAAUAUACAUCGAGUGCGCACUGAAAUGCUGCCGGAGCUCAUCAUACCCUCGACGCCAGUCUCCAGCAACUCCAAGAUUAUUGCCAUCAAACCCAAGACGCAAAAGCGACGCAUCUACAAGCGCAGCACAGAUCUCAAAUCCAGCGUAGAAAUCGAACCCGAGUAUAUGCUGGGCGAUGCAGCAAUAAGCUCCAGUGAGUUUGUUGCGCGCAGCAGCUCCGAGCAGCUGGAAGAAAGCAGCGAACAGGACGAUGCUGACUUCCAAUCGCUGCCAGCUUUGACGCCAUUGACUACACCCAGCGCCACACCCAACUCCAAUGACUAUGUGCGUCUGGAUGGCUUUGCAGGCAUGCUGCAGUUGUUCUUUGGCAUAGACAAACCCAUCGAUGUGGCCAUUUUUGCUCAACCGCCCAGCGCUGAGUUUGUUAAUCUGCUCUGCGCGCUGCUCGUGUGGACUGUGCGUUAUCCUGCUGUGUUUUGGAACACUUCCAAGUCCUUUGCAUGCGUUUUCAGUCUGCAAAUGAUUGUUGCCGCGCUGGAUACUGUGCUGGGCUACGUGGGCGUUUCCAAUCUCUACAAGCUGCAGGUCUAUGCCGAGGCUAUGCCAGUGCAUCAACCAGGUCUUGUGCUAAAUGCUACAGUCACUUUGGCGCUCUAUUUGUUGUCCACCGCUUUGGUGCUGGCUUCCUCUAUGGUGCUCUAUCUUUAUGGCCAUGGACGCUUGGCCACACGCAUGCGAGAUCGUUCAGUUAUAACGCUCAAAGCCAAUGAAACUUGGAUUUACUUUGCUCACUGCGCUUCGCUUUGCUUUGUGCUGGCCUUGGCCGUGGUGAAGGCUCCGCUGCUGAACGAUCUAAGCGCCACGUACAAGAAUAAUCUGCACUGUCCCACCUUUCUGGCAGCACUUGUGGGGGUGACACAUUUGCUGCUCUGGAUUGUCGUCUGGCUGUGCUUGACCAUCAAGCGACGCUGGCAGUUUAAGCUGCCACCGCUGGACCACACCUAUGGCGGUCUGCUGAACAAGGCGAGUGCUCAGCCGCUUUUAAUGUCCAGUGGCCAGCGCACGGGCAGCAAUUCGAGCAGCGGCGGCAACUCGACCAGCACCACAGUCAAUGGCAUGGAUGGGGGCAAGCCGGAUAUGAUGAGCACAGCCACUAGCACGGAGCUGGCGGGCAUGAGUUUGGCUGCACAGGAGGAUAUCUAUUGGCCCAAGCUGACGCCCAGUUCGCCCAAGUUGAAGGUCACCUUUAACGAAGUAACGAGUACGUCUGAUGAUGUCCUACUAAUUGGUGACCAAGAACAAACUGAUGGCAAGCGCCAUACGGGCCGUGGAGCCGCGCUAUGUUUUGCCGGUGCUGCGGGGGAAAUUGACGACGGCGAGUACGCGACAUUAAGAGCGGCAACCGCUGGCGCCGUUGUGGGCAUCACGAUGGGCAGCAUGAAGAGCAACAACAUAUCCGUUGGCGUCACUGUCGGCGUCGGCGUCUCCGGCGGUCUAUUACAUCUAAGCGAGUACGAUGAAAUGCUGCCACCGCCGCCGGCCAACCACCAACAACAUCACAACAAGCAAGGCCACGCGCACGCACACGCACACGCCCACGACUAUGCAAAUCUAAGCGGCAUGGGCGGCAUUAGCGACGACAACAUCUCCGAGGAGGGCAAGCUGCUGGCCUGUGUGCGUGACGACAGCAUCACCUAUGCGUCCACACGUGAUUUAGAGCCACCACAGCCAGCGCCACCGCCCCCACCACCACUGCCCGUCAAAGGUGCUGCACUGCCGCCGCCGCCAGCCGUGCAACAUCCACAUGCGCCAUUCGCACGCGCUCCCCAAGCUAUGCCCGAGAUCAUGCAACUGUCGCCAGAGCAUCACAAGCCGCCGCCACAACAGCCGUCAGUUCAUCAGCAGCAGCAGCAACCGCUUGCACAUCCGCUGCAGCCGCAUUAUCAACAUCUAGUCAGUCCACUUGCUCCCGUUACAGUCGCAGUUCACACCAACGAGGCGCAUAUUGCCUCCAGCUCCACACCCCGCUGCCUGCGUCGCGCCGACUCUGGCGUGCCCAACGAGGCGCUAACGCCGCGCAGCGACACCAACUCGAUCACCGAAAGCAGCCACACCACCUCGCCACCCGAGCGUGCUCCCUCCGAAUCCUCCAGCGGCGUGCACUCCGGCGAAGAGCGCGAACUGGAUGUGGUCAUACGACCGCGCGCCAACUCCAAGGCGCCACCGCGUCCACCCCAGCCACCCAUACAGGAGGAGCCCUACGGCCGCUGCACCAACAUGCGCAUGUCCAGCUUCAAUGCCGAUCCCGCCAAUGCCAUCAACAGCGCCACGCUGCCACUCCAACGCUCCGUGCCCGAGCAGAAGUUCGACUACACCGCUCACUGCUCCACCAUGCCCUUGCCGGCGGGCUGCCACAGCCAGCAGCUUGUCAACGGCAACAACAACGGCGGCUACGCUUCCACCUCAGCCAUGAGCAGCUCGAUGGGUCCACCGCCGCCGCCGUCGCAGGUCAGCAGCUUCAAGACUCCCAGCAUGCAUUAUGCCAACUCGGCGGUCGCUUUGGGCGCUCAGCCACACACAACGCUGCCCAAUGGAGUGCGCUACUCCAAUCCGCAUUUCCUGCGCCGACUGCCGCAUGUGAGCAAAGCCGCCGAGUCGCCCUACGGACAUCUGGGCUAUGGGGCAGCUCAUCAUGCAUUCAGCAAGCUGCCACAUGAGACGCAUCCCACCAUACCCGAGGAUCGCGAUUCGGCCAACUACUCCAUGGCCUCGGAUCAGGACUGCGGACUCUACGUAACUGCGCAGCUGCACUAAGCAGCACUAAGCUAAUUAUCAUUAUCAUUAUCACACUGUAUUAGUCUCAAGUUAAUGCUUUGAACAUUAUGUUGCUUUACAAAAGCAAAUAGAGCUCUAUGUCAAGUCCCCAGAACGUCAGUCAGCGUUCGCUAUAAUGC